AUGGAAGCCGCCAUCCGCUUCUCCCAGAACUCAUUCCCUGCAGACCCGCAGAGAUUCUUGUACGUCGAUGUCGUUGGGAGAUCAUUCAAAUUGUGCAACGUCACAAAACAGAGCAAAAGGGUCUUCGAAUAUGAAGCCAUUCAUACUACGACCAAAGUCCCGGCAUUUCGGGCCUUUGACUGGCAUCCCGUCAAUGAGGAUCUGGUUGUGGUCGGUCAAGCGGGAGGAGAGGCCACUCUUUUGAAUAUCGCCGAGGGUCAGCAGGACUCAUUGGCUUUUCAAGUGAGGAGCCAGCGCUUGUGCAAUGCCGUGGCUCUCAACAGUCAAAAUCUUCUGGCCGCAGGGCUGGACAAAGUGAGGACUGAUUUUUGUCUCAAUAUAUGGGAUUUCAACCAGGGGCUACCUACAGCAGGAUCAAUGGGCUUUUCCAAGAAUCAUUCAGAGCCCCUUCAUAAGCUGGCAAGCGGGGAGCCCAUCACUAGUUUGAAGUUCUUUCAGGACGACCCUUCACUCCUGGUGGCUGGGGUUAAAGGUCAAUUUGUCAGAUUGUAUGAUUUGCGAGAGCCGUCCAUCGGAAAUGGGUUGCAAUUUGCUACCCGGUGUGUCCAUAACCUGGCUAUCGACUGGCUUGAUCAGAACUACUUUGCUUCUUGCUAUCCAACAAACGACCCAUCGAUCUGUGUUUGGGACCGGAGAAUGAUCAGCCGCCUCAACACGCCACAAAUGGGCUUCACUGGGGGGUCUCAUAGUGAAAAUCGCCAACCCGAGCUGUCACUAGAGCUAAAGAGCGUCGUCGAAAGUCCAGGGACAGUUUGGAGCGUGAGAUUUUCCAAAGCUGAGCGAGGAUGCUUGGGCGUUCUCUCUAGUACUGGACAUCUGAAAGUCUACAAAUUGGGCAAAGAUUUCUCUUCACAGACCUACAGGGUCGAAAAUGACGGACGCCAGGAUCUCUCAUGGGAGACCAGCACACCUCAGGAAAUCUUUCUCGAGCGAGCUCAAGACCUCGAGAGGCCAUAUGCAAGUGCCGCUGCUCCCAAGAACGAGAAACCCAGGGUUGUGUCCUUUGACUUCACGACAGCUACAACCAAUAUGAGGCAAUCCAAGAUCUUGACACUUGACGGACGUGGCGAGGUCAAGCUCAUAUCCCCCAGCCCUCCUCCAGGCCCGUCGCCCCUCUGCUCCGCUGGGUAUCUAUGCAAAGGCAGUCAUUUCAUCGAACAGGUAACCACUUCCACUCCUGAACCAGGAACUGCAAUCGACCAAGUCCGUCGCCGGGCUCAGCCCCGGAACAUUCUCAGACAGACCUUUAAGCAAUCACGACAGAACAAGACAAUUGCAGAAACUAAACGAAUGUCGAGUCUUGAUGAUCAGGCAUGGCACGCCGACUUAGGUUUCUAUGAAAGGGAUGUGCCAUUAGCAGACCUUGUGACAUUGACCUCAAUUCAACGGUUGCGGUGCGAAGCAGGUUAUCUUCUCAACCCCUCCCAAAAUAAGGCCAUUGUCUCAGACUCCCACUGGCUACAAUCAUUCUGGGCUUGGGUGGAACGAGCUGCGAAAAUAUCGAGAAAUGGCAACAUGGCACACGAUAAUUUCGAUCUUUCUUAUAUCGGCGUUUAUGGUCUCUGGAUGGAAGACAUCGAUCCCAAGCAUCGAAUGCUCGGUCAGAGCCCUAACACACUCGGCAAAACGAUUGAGAAUCUGGUGCACCGUUUGAAUAUACCUGGCAUCAGCAAAAUGACGACCGAAUAUACCGCCAACAGGCAGCUCUGCCUCUAUUCAGCCGGCUUAGCCUGGUCUUCUGACGAGCUCAAGUCGAUCGUCAAACGGCUGGUGAUGAAAAAUCAGCAUACAAAGGCGGCAGCCUUGGCUCUGUUUGCGAUGGACCGCAAGUUGGCGUACAAGGCACUCCGCGAUAAAACUGCUAAUCAGUCCCACAAAAUGCUGGCCAUGGCAAUCGCCGGGUCAUUCAAGAAAGCCCGAAAUGAAGACGCUGGAGCAAGUAGUCCGGGAGAGUCGGAUGCCCAGGAUGAUUGGGCUGACACGAUUUCAUCCCUUGCCGACGAGUUGACGGAUCCCUAUGCGCGAGCGAUCCUAGCAUAUGUCAAAACCGGGGAUUGGUCGAAUGUAGUUGCCGAAGAAUCCCUUCCUCUCAAAUACCGCGUUUGCAUUGCUUUGCGACACUACGACGAUUCGAGACUGACAAAGUACAUCUCUGAUACGACCAAGGAAGCAUUGGCAGCAGGAGACAUUGAGGGUGUUGUGCUAACAGGCACGGCAACGCAGGCCGCUUUCGACCUCAUGAGCGGCUACGUUCAGCGCUUCGGUGAUUUACAAACAGCGGUAUUGGCACUUUGCUCGACCAUUCCACGAUACUUGGAUGACGAGACUGUGCUUCGUAAGUUCAAUGGCUGGAAAGAUGCUUACAGGCACAUGAUGAACAGUUGGAAUCUGAAGUUUGACCGAGUGCGGUUCGAUAUAGCCUGCCAUAAUGCCGCUAGAGACGAGGGGGGAAGACCGCUGAUACCCCCGGCAAAACAGCAAGUACGUCUCGUCUGCAGCUUUUGCGCACAGAGCAUUGCACAUUUGGCGGGCGCGGAUGGCGAAAAUGUGUCUGGCCACAAGGUUAUGGAUACAGCUCGGCACCCGCUGACCAAGGAGAAGGCGGCGGCUGUUGGUAUAGUGUGUCCCAAGUGCGAACGACAUUUGCCACGUUGUGGUGUCUGCGACCUCUGGCUUGGAGAGCCUGAUGGAUCCUAUCUGCCGUGGUACGGGUCGCAAUCACUAUCGAAGCAUGACGCCGGCAAGGCUAGUCUUGAUCUCAGUGCCAGCGUUGCGGGAAGUGUGCAGACAACAUUGGGACCUGACACCACCCUGGGACCCAACAUCAAGGGCAGCUCCCCUCGACAGAAACACUCGGUACCAGUGAACUCCAAGGUUUCAACGAGUGAGUCGUCGACAAAGACGACCGUCCCUACUUCCCCAGCACCCAACAAGACAGUGGAUUCAGUUCCCGAAAUUAUGGUGGCUGCGCCAGAAGGUUCAGGCCACGGGCAAGGGCCUGAUGGCGAGAUGAAGAAGGUAGAGGCCGCGCGGAAGUGGGAUAGCACCAUGUCUCGAUUCACGACCGCGUCUAUAAUGAUGGCCACCCGCACCAGAAUAUCAAUGAAUGUCGCAUCGGCCAGGAAUGGAGUGGGAUACUUCUUCGCCAUCGUCUUUGUGGCCCUUUCUCUCCUCGCGGUGUACAUGCUCCGUGUAGCAUCCAUCAUGUCGGGCGUGGCCGACAAAAUGGAAUAUAUCACCACAAACAGCCAAUUCACGGAACACUCGAUGGAACUACGCACCACGUACACCGGGAUCGCACCUUUGGACAAAGGUCUCUCGUUCCUGGUGGCGGCUUUUAUGAAUGGCGCGGCCGGAUGGGACAGGGGGUUCCUCGUGUUCAUGAUGUAUUUCCUGUUCUCUUUCUUCCCUAUUGUAUCCAUCUGGGCGAUCGAGAGUUGCAGGGAGAGGAACGGCCUUGCUCUGACGAGAUUUAUAUAUGCGCUAUUCUACCAAACGGUUGGGGGAGCCAUCAUCAUCCCGAUCUACUACCUGGCAUACCUUUACGACACAUCCUCAAAUCAAUACUGGGCCAAAAUACGACGUGUCCCAUUGCCAUAUGCUAAAGCACUGCCUCCUGCGGUGAUAAUUGGAUAUCUGAUCCCCACGGUCCUGAUGUUCCUGCCUUACUCGACGGCGCACAACCUGUGGACGACCCAGGCCAUGGUGGCUUUCUGGCAGCCAUGCCCCUGGUACGUCAACGCCCUGCUCUGGCUGUUGCCGACAUUUUAUUCAGGCCGCCGCGCCGCCUCUCAGCCUUCAAACGCUCAAGCCCACCAAACCACUAAGCCGAAACCAGACUACGCUCCCGGGCACGACGACGUCAAAUAUCUCAAUCGGGUCUACCUGGUCUCCUUCGCCGUCGCUGCACUGUCGCACGUCGCCGUCGCCGUCACGUGCCUUGUAUCCUCGGACCCAGAGCAUUCCUUCCAACACAUGUUUUUGCCUCCGUCGUCAUCGACAUCGUCCUCGUCGACGAUGGCGGAGUCAGACACCCAACAACUCUCAUUGGUCCAGGGCAUGCAUGCCAUCUUCCAAGCAGACUACUGGAUCAUCUUCGUGGCCUCCCUGGUCUGGGCGUACCUGGCAAUCUGGGACCUGAAACGUCUGGGGUUGACGAGGGACGUCAAUCUCGCCACGGCGCUCCUGGCGAUGCUGCUGGGUUGUGUGCUCGUGGGGCCUGCCGCGACGGUCGCUAUGGUCUGGUGGUGGAGGGAGGGCGUCUUGGUCGCAGCGGAGCGAGCGUAG
Molecule: messenger RNA, 4347 nt
Organism: Fonsecaea nubica
Lineage: Eukaryota; Fungi; Ascomycota; Eurotiomycetes; Chaetothyriales; Herpotrichiellaceae
Exons: 3
Coding region: 1-4347 (1448 amino acids)
Biological process (GO): positive regulation of TORC1 signaling
Cellular component (GO): cytoplasm
Molecular function (GO): protein binding
Source: RefSeq, a predicted model, not a curated record